AUACCCACAGUUAAGGUGGAGUGAACGUGACCAUACGUAUCGCACGUGUUGUCUGAUACUGCACUUACAGAAAACUGCUCCCUGGGUUAAAUCCUGUUUGCGCGGGUUUUUAGCAGAAAUGGCAACAGCAGGACAAGUUAAGAUUGGAAUCAUUGGCGGUUCUGGGCUGGAUGAUCCGGAUAUUCUGGAGAACAGGACCGAGCGCUUCGUCGAAACGCCGUUCGGAAAACCUUCAGACGCCCUUAUCACAGGAAAAAUAAAAAACGUUGAGUGUGUACUCCUGGCCAGGCAUGGCAGGCAGCACACCAUCAUGCCGUCGAAUGUGAACUACAGGGCGAAUAUCUGGGCGCUGAAGCAGGAGGGCUGCACUCAUGUGGUGGUGACCACAGCCUGCGGGUCCCUGCGGGAUGACAUCCAGCCCGGGGACAUCGUCCUGCUGGACCAGUUCAUCGACAGGACCACUAAGAGAGAUCAGACGUUUUGUGAUGGAUCCUCCUGCAGUCCGCCGGGGGUGUGUCAUAUUCCGAUGGCCGACCCGUUCUGCUCCCGGACCAGAGAGGUGCUGCUGGAUGUGGUGAAGGGUCUGGGGAUCCGGUAUCAUCCUCGGGGGACGAUGCUGACGAUCGAGGGUCCGCGGUUCUCCUCUCGCGCUGAGAGUCUGAUGUUCCGGCAGUGGGGGGCCGACGUCAUCAACAUGACCACCGUGCCUGAGGUCGUCCUCGCCAAGGAGGCGGGGCUCUGCUACGCCAGCAUCGCCAUGGCAACCGACUACGACUGCUGGAAAGAGCAUGAGGAGGCGGUCUGCGUGGACAACGUCCUGAAGACCAUGAAGGAGAACGCCAACAAGGCCAGCAGCAUCCUGCUAACGGCCAUCCCACAGAUCUUCCAGAUGGACUGGGAGCACACCAUCUCCAUGCACAGAGUCAUGGCGCAGAGCUCUAUUAUGCUGCCCAAACACUGAAGAUCCACUGAUACUGAAGAGAUGAGUCCGUCCACACACACACAUUACACACACACAUUAUACACACACACACACACACACACAGGUCCUGUAAUUUCCGGUUUAAAAGUGCCUAAAUGAUUGUUUCUGACACACACACUGUUUUAGUGUUAAUUGUUGGAUGGUGGUACUGUAGGUCUGUUGUGUAGAUGUUCUGUUACAGACUGUAGUUCAGCUCUUAUCCCUCUAUAACAUGAAACAUUAUAUUUUUGGCGAGAAAAAAAAAAUCACACCAUUAUUUUGGAGGCUUUUCAGAUCGUUGUUUUAUAUAAUUUCUUUAACAACAAGCUGAAUAUUUCAGUAGUCACUGGUUUCUCAUGAUGGUUCUAAUAGAAGUGAUCUACAUAAUGUUCCACAAAUGAAAUAAAAAAUUGUUUCAUCAA
This is a messenger RNA of Astyanax mexicanus (Mexican tetra), 1383 nucleotides long. It is a transcript of the gene mtap, whose product is annotated as methylthioadenosine phosphorylase. Gene Ontology annotation, molecular function: S-methyl-5-thioadenosine phosphorylase activity. Gene Ontology annotation, biological process: nucleoside metabolic process. The transcript has 8 exons. The coding region runs from base 119 to 961 and encodes 280 amino acids. Lineage: Eukaryota; Metazoa; Chordata; Actinopteri; Characiformes; Acestrorhamphidae. The record is from RefSeq and is a predicted model, not a curated record. Gene Ontology annotation, cellular component: cytosol.